Molecule: messenger RNA, 645 nt
Organism: Anthostomella pinea
Lineage: Eukaryota; Fungi; Ascomycota; Sordariomycetes; Xylariales; Xylariaceae
Source: the annotation of a GenBank genome assembly
AUGUAUCAUCUGGCCAAGGGCCUCUACCGACUUGCGACCAGCAAAGAGGAAUACUCGGUGAUCCUCCUGGGCCUCGACAACGCUGGCAAGACGACGUUCCACGAGCAGGCCAAGUCGUUCUUCCUGCCCGAGCACCCGGACCCGAAGCUCAAGACGGUGCCGACCGUGGGGCAGAACGUGUCAACAUUAACACUGCCGGACAUGUACGUCAAGAUCUGGGACGUGGGCGGCCAGCUGAGCCUGCGCAAGCUGUGGCAGAGCUACUACGCCAGCUGCCACGCCAUCGUCUUCAUCAUCGACAGCACCGACAUCGGCGACGGCAAGCUCGAUGCGGACGACAGUGGUGACGGCCGCCUCGAGGAGUGCCGCCUCGUGCUCGAGGACGUCCUGCAGAACUCCGAGACCGAGGGCGUGCCGCUGCUCAUACUGGCCAACAAGCAGGACCGCGAGGACUGCGUCGAGGUCGUCAGGAUAAAGGAGGGGCUCGUCAAGAAGGUCUUCGAGGGCGAGAAGGCCUCCAGCAUCCGCGACUCGAGGGUCUUGCCCGUGAGUGCCCUGACAGGGACGGGCGUGAGGGAAGCCAUCGACUGGAUAAGGUCUAGGGUCAAAUGGAACAAGGAGUCGAGGCCCCCGGUAAUGAGGUAG